Laetiporus sulphureus 93-53 is the source of this 1554-nucleotide messenger RNA. RefSeq lists its product as uncharacterized. The record is from RefSeq and is a predicted model, not a curated record. The transcript is spliced from 6 exons. Bases 1 to 1554 code for a protein of 517 amino acids. NCBI's taxonomy places the organism in Eukaryota, Fungi, Basidiomycota, Agaricomycetes, Polyporales, Laetiporaceae.
AUGUCGCUUCAAACUGAGGUCCGCGAAAUCAGAGCAUACUACGAGCAAUUAUUGCAGGCAAAGGAUGCCCAGAACGAGGCCUUGAAGGCUCAGGUUACCGCCCAAGAACUUCAAGCAAAAGUACAAACAGCGCGAAUAUCCGCUUUGGAGGCCGCGGUCAAACAUGCGCGUUUGGAUUCACAAGAUGAGAAUCCGCCAUUCAUCAGAAGUCUGACACCGGAGCCGUCUGAGGUCCGUCUACAAGCAAAUACCGGGUCAUCGCUUAGUACAACGACCCGUGUAUUUAAUACGUCCGCCACGGUUGCGCGUCCGUCUGCCGCUGCUGUCAGCGCCAAUGGCACGGUCGCUGUGGAUGACGAUAAAGAUGUGCCGGGAUCGUCAUCCAAUGCGACUCCGACUGCGCAGCGUAAUAGGAAGCGCUUGAGGAAGCGCAGUCAUCAAAACAUACCUUCGGAUGCAAGACUUUCGGAGUCUCUGCGCAAGAAGCUUAAGCUCAUCCCAUUUGUGGAGAGCGGCCCACAUCGACAAGUUAAACAGCCUCCUGCAUCGAGUCCUGCCUCACCAGUUGGCCUUCUGCCUUCUCCGCACGGUGCGGCCGAAGAAAGUCAAGAGAGGACACUGUCGGUAAUUAACCAUCCCGUUCAGCAAUCCUCUGGUCCUGGCGUGCCUUCGGGCAGUUCCACCACUGCAGCUCUCCUGAAACAUAAGGACGUUUCUGGUGGAGAAGAAAAAAUAGCUAUAUCUACUGUCGAUGCCGGGAUCGAAGGACAGGAGGAAAUAAAAGAGGAUGAUGUAGACCAUCCUUUUGAUGCCCAAGAGAUCGAUGUAGUUAUCAAGCUCGAGCCCCAAUGGAUUCCAGUCAAAGUUAAACGUGGCCACCACAUGCUGAAUGCACGCAAUGUCCAAGGUCGCCUGCAGGCAAUUCACUUGACAGUCUAUCCGGUGACGCUGGACCCAUUCAUCCGCAACAAGGUUGCAAGGCGUGGGUUUUUUGACAAACACUUUGGAGGAGAUCAGCACCGCUUCUGCACCUCACCGGACCAAGCCAAGUUCAAUCAUGGCUACCGUAACUUCAUGUUCCCUGAUCUUUUAAUGAAUCCUCACAUUCCUCAACGGCCAGGAGAGCCAGGGUUGUUGUGCAGAGCAACAACUGAAAAGGAAUGGCUACCUGGCGAUGUUAAAGUGAUUAUUGGGCUUGGCGAUGCCAAAUAUUUAUACGUCGGAGAGUAUGUGUUGUCUCCAGCAGCUCCGCUUUCAAAGCAGGAGUUUCGAGACAUGCCUAUCAGGAUGAAAUGGUUAUGGGCCGAAUAUGUUUUUACAAGCAAGAAUGUACGCGUGCGGGUCAUUCUCCGCCGCCAAAAUGACCACCGCGAACCACCACCCGCAGAGGUCGAACGGGCAGUGAAAGACAAGGAGAACGACUACACAGACGUCACUCACGAUGAGAUCAUACAGGCAUUCGAGAGAGGCGAUGAAACGAUCCAUAUCUGGGGGCUGAAAUGUGUUGGGUAUGAUGAGCGUUUCCAGCGCGAAAUUGCGCGCAAGCUAUCGUAG